AUGCUGUCCCGAGUGUCCGUCGUCCUGCUUCUCGCCUCCACCGCGUCGGCCAUUAGCCUGCGCGGCAGGGCCUGGCAGAGGCGUGGUGUGUACGGGCGCGGGCGAACAGACAUGCCCUCAGUCGCCGAGGUGUCGGCAGCGGUGGGCGUUCCGGCGCCGUGGGAGGCUCCGCGCUGGGUCUGGAGCGGCGCGUGGAAGGUGCACAAGCGCGUGCUGCCCCACCUUCACAGCUGGGACCGAGCGGCUCCCGCCGACACGUGCGUCAACCUGGUCGUGGUCUGGCUCAAGGCCAUCGCCGGAAACCGGCGCGGCGAGGGGACGGCCGACGGCGGCGCGGCGUACGCGAUGCUGCCGCACUUCACCCGGCGCGUCGUCGCGUGGCCGCUCUGCUACCUCUACCCGCGGCUGCACCACGCCAACGUCGCCCUGCGCACUGCAUACCUCGACCAGCAGGUCGAGCGGGAGCUGUCUGCGGCAGGGCAGAGGCCCACUCGCGUUGUGGUGCUCGGCGCCGGCUUCGACACGCGCGCGCUCCGCCUCGGCGCCGCGCACGCCUCCGCGAGCUGGGCCGAGGUCGACCUGCCGGACGUGAUCGCGCAGAAAAAGAGGCUGCUCGCGCGCGCCUCGCGCCGGCGGCCACAGCUGGCGGCCGCGGGCCUGCCGAGCUUCCACGCUGCCAACCUGAGCGACGCCGGGGCGGCUCGCUCCGCGCUGCGCGAGGCGGUACGGGCGGGCGGAGGGGACGCGCGCGGCCGGCGCGUCCUCUACGUGUGCGAGGCGCUGCUCAUCUACCUGCCGGAGCCGCAGGCGGCGGCGCUGCUCCGGUCGGCGGUGGAGGAGGCCGCGGGGGCGGGGGCGGGGGCGGUGACCUUUGCGUUUGCCGACAAGCUGCCUGCAAUGCGAGAGGGGCGGGGCUACUCGCCAGGUCCGCCAGAGGAGCUGCCCGGCACGCCUCGCCGGGCAGCGGGCGGGGCGGGGGCGGCCGGCCCGGCGCCGUCCUCCGCAUUCGCCGACGCGGCGGCGGAGCUGCGAAAGGCGGGGCUGGCUCUCGAGGAGGAGACGUGGCAGCCAAAGCCAGGCCUGGCGAGGCACAUGGGCGUCGCGCGGAGGCUCUGA
This is a messenger RNA of Emiliania huxleyi CCMP1516, 1116 nucleotides long. RefSeq lists its product as hypothetical. Gene Ontology annotation, molecular function: methyltransferase activity. The transcript has a single exon. The coding region runs from base 1 to 1116 and encodes 371 amino acids. Lineage: Eukaryota; Haptophyta; Isochrysidales; Noelaerhabdaceae. The record is from RefSeq and is a predicted model, not a curated record. Gene Ontology annotation, biological process: methylation.